Molecule: messenger RNA, 2222 nt
Organism: Bufo gargarizans (Asiatic toad)
Lineage: Eukaryota; Metazoa; Chordata; Amphibia; Anura; Bufonidae
Gene: IL17RD
Product: interleukin 17 receptor D
Exons: 13
Coding region: 230-2194 (654 amino acids)
Molecular function (GO): interleukin-17 receptor activity
Source: RefSeq, a predicted model, not a curated record
UGCAGACCAUGGCACGGUGUCUGCGUCUCCUCAUCUUUGCGGUAUCUGUGAAUUUCUUAAUAUAUCCGGACCGGGGCUGUGCGGCUACCGGUGGACUCCGGAGGACACCUGCGGACUCGUGUGCACCCAAGGGUGCAUCUUUGAAUAAGAACAAUGGACAGCCCAAUGUCAUCUUCCGAUACGACAACUGCACCAGUUAAUUCUGGAGGGAAGCACCUGAUCGCCUGACAUGCAGAAUGUAACCAUCAGUCAGUACGCCUGCAACGACCAGGUGGCCAUAUCGGUUAUUUGGACACCCACUGCCACAGGCAUCGAGUAUCUGAAAGGUUUUCGCAUUAUUCUGGAAGAGUUGAAAUCCGAGGGGCGUAUGUGUCAGCAGAUGGUGCUCAAGGACCCGAAGCAGCUGAAUUCCAGUUUUAAAAAAGUUGUUAUGGAAACUCAGCCAUUUAUGAACCUGAAGUUUGAAACCGAUUAUUUUGUGAAAAUUGUUCCCUUUCCCUCCAUUAAAAAUGAGAGCAACUACCAUCCGUUUUUCUUCAGAACACGGACCUGUGAGACCUUGCUACAACCGGACAACUUAACCUGCAGACCAUACUGGCGGCCAAAGAACGUGAAUGUCACGCAGCAAGGCGUUAACAUGCAGGUUUCCUUUGACCACGCACCCCAUAACUUCGGGUUCAGUGCAUAUUACGUAAACUACCGGAUGAAACAUGACGUCUCCUUCAAACAGAAGAUCUGCAGACAGGUUCAAAAUAGCGACUACACAAACUGUCUUCUCCAGAACGUUUCUCCCGGGGAUUAUGUCAUCGAGCUUCUUGACGACACCAAUACAACGCGGCGCUCUAUGCACUACUCUCUGAAACCCGUGCAUUCUCCCUGGGCUGGACCAAUCCGUGCCAUUGCUAUCACCGUUCCUUUGGUCAUCAUAUCUGCUUUUGCCACACUUUUUACAGUUAUGUGCAGGAAAAAACAGCAAGAAAACAUCUACUCACACCUUGAUGAGGAGAGCUCCGAGUCCUCCAAUUACGCCGGAAGCCUCCAUGUGGAAAGGCCUCGACCACGACCCAAAGUCUUCAUCUGUUACUCCAACAAGGACUGUCAGAAGCACAUCAACGUCAUCCAGUGUUUUGCCUAUUUUCUCCAGGAUUUCUGCGGAUGUGAAGUUUCUUUGGACUUGUGGGAAAACUUGAAAAUUUGCAAAGAGGGGCAACGAGAGUGGCUGAAACAAAAAAUCAAAGAUUCUCAUUACAUCAUCGUCGUGUGUUCCAAGGGUAUGAAGUAUUUUAUUGAGAAGAAGAAGAAAAAGAACAAGUCCACCAGCCUUGAAUCUGGGAAAGGAGAGAUCUUUGUGAGCGCCAUGGCUAUGAUCGCUGAGAAACUAAGCAAGGCCCAGGACAGCUCAGACGACCUGAGCCGAUUCAUCACCGUUUACUUUGAUUACUCCAGUGAGAACGACAUUCCUAGUGUUCUGGAUGUGACUAGAAAGUACAAACUCAUGGACCACCUCCCCCAGCUGUACUUCCACCUCUACUCCAAAGAGCUGAGCCUGCAAGACCACGAGCACUAUCCCACCAACAUCAGCAAACGCAACUAUUUCAGAAGCAAAGCUGGACGAUCGUUAUAUGUCGCCAUUUGUAACAUGCACCAGUAUAUUGAUCAAGAACCGGACUGGUUUGAGAAGGAGCAUGUACCCUCACACUCUCCUACCUUACACUACCAGGAACCUGUGAUGGAAAAGUUUGACUCUGGCUUAGUCUUGAAUGAUGACACAGGGAAACAGGGGAUGGAACAUGAUUUCCCAGUACAGACCGAUGUGGUGGCAUCAGCUGAAUGUCACGUACCUACAUUGAGCGGUGACACUGGGGAUGAUAUUGAAGGACAAAGCACACCAGCUGAGUGUUGUGUUCUCCAACCAGUUCUUCACUCUGUUAAGGUUGUCAACCAGGCAGACAUGCCUCGGGACUCUGGGAUUUAUGACUCUUCUGUUCCAUCUUCUGAGCUGUCGCUACCUUUAAUGGACGGAUUAUCACCCGAUCAGGUAGAAACAUCAUCUAUUGCAGAGAGUGUCUCUUCAUCCUCUGGACUAGGAGAGGAGGAGCCCAGUAUCCCUAAAUCUGUUGUGUACAGCGUCUGCAAAGCGGAUCUUCAUUGCCACAUUCAUCCUGACGAGCUCCAAGCCGUUGCGCCUUUGUAGUGUACUGGUUAACCCGUUCUGUGCCGAU